Messenger RNA from Entamoeba dispar SAW760, 666 nucleotides. RefSeq lists its product as uncharacterized. The record is from RefSeq and is a predicted model, not a curated record. The coding region runs from base 1 to 666 and encodes 221 amino acids. The transcript has a single exon. Lineage: Eukaryota; Evosea; Mastigamoebida; Endamoebidae.
AUGGGAAUACAAUACCAUCAGAAGUUAAAUUACUUGGAUAUCAGUGUUUUAGAUAAUUGUUAUAAAUUAACAUCAAUUGAUAUACCAUCAUCAAUUAGUGGAAUAGGAAAUUAUUGUUUUCAUGAAUGUAAAUCAUUAACAACAAUUAAUAUACCAUCAUCAAUUACGUCAAUAGGAUGUGAUUGUUUUUAUAGAUGUUCAUCAUUAACAUCAAUGAAUAUAGAUAAUUUACAAUUUAUUAGUCAAGAAAGAAUCUUUAUGAACGAACCGGUGUUAAUUAGUUGUGAAAUACCAGAUAAUCUACAAAUAAUCAAUGGAAAGAAUAUUUGCAAGAAAGAUAUUAAUGAAUUUAUUAUUCCAUCUUCAAUUACUAAAUUAGGUGAUUGUUGUUUUAGUUAUUGUUCAUCAUUAAGAUCAAUUAAUAUACCAGCAACAAUUAAUGAAAUAGGAAAUGAUUGUUUUAAAAGAUGUUCAUCAUUAAGGUCAAUUAAUAUACCAACAUCAAUUAUUAAAAUAGGAGAUGAUUGUUUUUAUGGAUGUUAUUUAUUAAAAUCAAUUAAUAUACCAUCAUCAAUUACUUUAUUUAGACGUGGAUGUUUUUAUAAAUGUGGAUGUGAAGAAGAAUUAAAACAAAAUAAAAGAAUACCAAGAGAUUGUUUUGAAUAG